Messenger RNA from Daphnia pulicaria, 1179 nucleotides. RefSeq lists its product as uncharacterized. NCBI's taxonomy places the organism in Eukaryota, Metazoa, Arthropoda, Branchiopoda, Diplostraca, Daphniidae. The transcript has 7 exons. The record is from RefSeq and is a predicted model, not a curated record. Bases 59 to 1093 code for a protein of 344 amino acids. Gene Ontology annotation, biological process: oxygen transport. Gene Ontology annotation, cellular component: extracellular region; hemoglobin complex. Gene Ontology annotation, molecular function: heme binding; oxygen binding.
GUAAGAAGGCAUCAGUUGGCUGUCUGAACACAUUUCAAGCUAAACGCAUCUUCCAAACAUGCAGGUCCUCUCCCUCGCUCUUUUCAUCGGCAUCGCCGUCGCUGUCAGCGCUUAUGCGCCUGGCACCAAGGUAACCACUGUGACCACCAGCGUCACCACCGUUACUCUUGACGAAGAAAGCACCGGCAUCCUCAGCUCUCACGAACGCAGCAUCAUCCGCAAGACCUGGGAUCAGGCCAAGAAAGAUGGUGAUGUUGCUCCUCAAGUUCUUUACCGCUUCAUCAAGGCCCACCCCGAAUACCAAAAGAAAUUCAGCAAGUUCGCUGAUGUUCCUCAAUCCGAAUUGUUGAGCAACGGAAACUUCUUGGCCCAGGCUUACACCAUUUUGGCCGGUUUGAACGUCGUCAUCCAGUCCCUGUCCAGCCAAGAGCUUUUGGCCAAUCAAUUGAACGCUCUCGGUGGUGCCCAUCAACCCCGCGGUGUUACCCCCGCCAUGUUCGAGGAAUUCGGUGUCAUUGUUGAACAAGUCCUAGAAGAAGAGCUCGGUAGCACCUUCAACGCUGAGGCCAGAGAUGCCUGGAAGAACGGAAUCCGCGCUUUGGUCGGUGGAGUUUCCAAGACCCUCAAGAACCCCGAGGAUUUGGUCGAUCCCCAAACUAAACUGUCCCUCCACCAGAUCCGCGAUGUUCAGAGAAGCUGGGAAACCAUCCGCAAUGACCGCAACGCCAUAGUCUCUUCCAUCUUCAUCAAGCUCUUCAAAGAGACUCCUCGCAUCCAUAAGCACUUUGCCAAGUUCUCCGGAGUCGCCGUCGAUGCCCUGUCUGCCAACGGCGACUACAACCAACAAGUCGCUCUCGUCGCUGACCGUCUGGACACUAUCGUCUCUGCUAUGGAUGACAAACUGCAGCUUUUGGGCAACAUCAACUACAUGAAAUACAGCCACAUCAAGCGUGGAAUUGCCCGUCAAACUUUCGAGGAUUUCGGCCGUUUGUUGAUGGAUGUUUUGGGCGCUAAGGGUAUCUCCUCCGACGAUUUGGACUCGUGGAAGGGUGUUUUGACCGUUUUCGUUAACGGAGUUUCUCCCAAGAAUUAACAAGCUUUUCGAUUGGUUUGGGAUAUGUUUUAGCUGAAAAAUAUCAUUCCACACGGUUUUUGUUUCAAUACACUUUUAUAACGACA